UCUCUCCCUCUCCUUCUCCCUCUCUCUCUCUCUCUCUCUCUCCUGCACGGUGAGGUCUAACCAGCUGUCAGCCCGCUGCUCCUCUGUCUUAAAUAGCCCGACACUGAGCUCGCACCAUGUCGUCCAGCCUGCAGGAACAGAACCAGGAGCAGAACCAGGAGCAGAACCAGGAGCACAAAGGGGAUGUGAAGGAAGACAUGAAGCUGGAGGACAAACAGAAUCAAAGUGAGGAGAGGAAAGCAGAGAAGUGGGAGGAAAACAAUAAGGAAGAGCCAAAGGAAUCCUGGAAGGAUUGUAUCUACAACCCGAGGACCGGAGAGUUCAUUGGCCGUACCGCCAGCAGCUGGGGCCUGAUCCUCCUCUUCUACCUGGUCUUCUACGGGUUUCUGGCGGGGAUGUUCUCUCUCACCAUGUGGGUCAUGUUACAGACGCUGGAUGACAAUGUCCCGCGCUAUCAGGACCGGGUGGCCAAUCCAGGUUUGGUGAUUCGUCCGCAUGCUGCUGAAAUCUCCUUCAACCGCAGUGACCCGAUGAACUACAACCAGUACAUUCAAAACCUGCACGAGCUCCUGCAGCGUUACAAUGACACUAUCCAGGAGCGGAACGACUUGUGUUUGGUGGGUGAAUACACUGAACAGGACGAGGAGCCAAUCAAGAAGGUUUGUCAGUUUAAGCGCAGUAUGCUGAGUCAGUGCUCCGGGCUGCGCGACUCCAGCUUUGGAUUUGCUGAGGGGAAACCGUGCAUCAUCAUCAAGAUGAACCGGGUCAUCGGACUGAAACCACAAGGAGACCCCUACAUAAACUGUACUGCCAAGAGAGCCAGUCCCUUACGGAUGCAGUUCUACCCAUCAGAUGCUCGUCUGGAUAAAAUGUUCUUCCCGUACUACGGAAACAAAGCUCAUGCGGACUACGUGCAGCCGCUGGUUGCCGUGCAGUUGCUGCUCUCCAGAGAAGACCUGAACGUGGAGCAGACGGUGGAGUGUAAACUCGAGGGAACCAACCUGCGUAACGACGACGACCGGGACAAGUUCAUGGGUCGGGUUGUUUUCCGGGUCAAAGUGUCGGAGUAACCACGUCUACCAGUUGUCAAGGAUACCACAAACUGUGUUGAAACUGGAACUAACUGUCCAGUUUAGGACAAUUUACUUUUAAGACCUGAUCUGAUUUGGACGCCUGAAUGUGGUCUUCUUGAGUCUGGUUUUAGGGUUCAGACCGACGGAUCAGAUCAGGUCUGUGUGAAGCAUGUGAGCCAGAUGCACCCCCACACGUUGUUUUUAAAUGUAAGUGUCUAAUAGUGAUGUAAAAGGAUCCCAGCAGUGUGUAACGAGCAGGGCAGCAAGCACACACACACACCUGGUUAGUAAUGAGAUUACUCUUUUUUCAUCCUGAAACUGCCUUUACACUUUUUAUAAUACUGCACUGACUUUUUCAUUUUGUAUCAACAGGGAUGUUUUUCCAGAUUGCUGAACAGAAUUUUCAGUUUAAAAAUUGAGACAAUCAGUCCAAAAUGGCAGUAGGAUGGAAAGGCAGUAAUCUGAUUACUGAUGGCCAUACAUGAACAUCAUUCAACAGCAUAUUUCAGUUCAUGCACACCACUUCAAGGAAGAUUAAAGAUAGAUUCAUAACAGCAGAAAGCUACAAAUGAUCUACUUCUAGUUUCCUCUUUAAUCUUUGCUUCGUCUCAGUGUAACAGUAAGUAGGACAGACAAUACUCUCGUUGAAUAAUUAAUAAUACUUAGAUAAUACAGGCCCUCUAGAGGCCGAUCAUUGCACUGGGAUAUAGGAGGCUGCCUUGGCGCGCCGCCUGCUGGGACUUUCACCCGUCUUUUAAAAUAUACUUUAUGGAUAUAAUAAGGUCUGCCAAUGUGUUUACAACCUACUAUUGCACAGAUGUUUUUAAAUGUUUACGUGAGUAUUUUUAAAGACUACCGUUGUGUUUACAGCACAGAUCCAAUCAGCUUCAGCAAGUCUGGGUUAAGAUUGUAAUUUCUAGCAUGUCUGAAACAGACUGAUGUAUGGUUUCAUUAUUCAUGUUUCUGUCGACUGAAGGAAUGACAACAGGAAACAAGACUGAUGAUCUCCACUGCUGCAAAUUAAACACAAAGAUUC
Messenger RNA from Etheostoma spectabile (orangethroat darter), 2109 nucleotides. Its product is annotated as sodium/potassium-transporting ATPase subunit beta-3. Gene Ontology annotation, cellular component: sodium:potassium-exchanging ATPase complex. Gene Ontology annotation, biological process: potassium ion import across plasma membrane; intracellular sodium ion homeostasis; intracellular potassium ion homeostasis. The transcript is spliced from 7 exons. Lineage: Eukaryota; Metazoa; Chordata; Actinopteri; Perciformes; Percidae. The coding region runs from base 117 to 1070 and encodes 317 amino acids. The record is from RefSeq and is a predicted model, not a curated record. Gene Ontology annotation, molecular function: ATPase activator activity.